AUGAACAGUCUCCAAAACCUUGCAUCCCAAAGCCUCCCUCUGUAUCUGCCUUGGUCCAAGGAUUAUAUUGCGAUCGGAUCAGGCUUCAAUUCAGCUGCUAUUGAAUCUGACAGUUCGCCCUGGGUAUCGAAAUAUCCAUAUAUGAUUGACAACGCAAAAUGCAUUGUAGAGAUUGAUGGGGCAGUUUCAAGUUACCGAGAAGGAAACAGUUCUUCGUCAGCCCAGCAUUCAGAGCACCUCAGUGCUAGUCUUGGAGUAACUGUGGGUUGCAAGUUCCUCAGCGCCAGUGUCGCCGGUUCAUAUGAUAAAUCAGUGUCGGACAAUCUUGCUAACAUCAGUAUUCGAGCCGGGCAUAUCCGCUUCAAAGCUGAUCCGGGACUGACACCUUACGCUCGAAACGUCUUAUGCAAGUCGGAGAAGGAAUUUCGCAGCAUUUUUGGGGACUAUUAUGUUGCUGGAUACCAGAUUGGAGCUGAAGUGGGAGGAUGUGUGACUGUCACGCAAUCAGAUCAGUCUGAAGAAAAGCAGGUGCAAGUUCAGGCCACUGCCAAGGUACUCUGGAUGAAGAAGACCAUCAGCACUACAACAUCAUCGAAAGAGGUAUCUUCAGAUCACUCCAUAUCAUUCAACGGCUAUGAUACCCUACGGCAACGCACCGAGGAGGUAAAGGGAACCAAUCUGGAGGAAAUCCACCAGAUGUCGAAGGCGUGUAUGGACCGAAUCGGCAAUCUGCAAGCGACAGUCGAACAAACAAUAUUGGAUUUGGGCCUGGGCACAGAUGCUGGCGUAUCUGUAAAAGAUUUUGCACGAUUGUGCGAGUCUGGCCUGGUCGUCCAGCUGAUACUAGCUCCUUACUCUAAGCUUGCAGAAUAUGUAGCGCUAACCAGUAGUCAUAGCUUGGAUAUUCAAUGA
This is a messenger RNA of Bipolaris zeicola 26-R-13, 912 nucleotides long. RefSeq lists its product as uncharacterized. Lineage: Eukaryota; Fungi; Ascomycota; Dothideomycetes; Pleosporales; Pleosporaceae. The record is from RefSeq and is a predicted model, not a curated record. The coding region runs from base 1 to 912 and encodes 303 amino acids. The transcript has 2 exons.